CGCCGCCGCCGCCGCCGCCGCCCGAGCGCCCGCCAUGCGCGCCGCCCCCGCCGCCCCGCUGCUCCAGCUGCUGCUCCUGCUGGGGGCGAGGCUCCAGGCUGCGGGAGUCGUGGAGCCACCACUGCCCGCCGUGGUCCUUACCAUCCUGGCCCGCAAUGCCGAGCACUCACUGCCCCACUACCUGGGCGCGCUGGAGCGGCUGGACUACCCCCGGGCCAGGCUGGCCCUCUGGUGUGCCACGGACCACAACACGGACAACACCACACAGAUGCUGCAGGAGUGGCUAGCCGCUGUGGGUGAUGACUAUGCAGCUGUGGUCUGGAGGCCUGAGGGGACGCCCAGGUCCUACCCAGAUGAAGAGGGUCCCAAGCACUGGACCAAAGAAAGGCACCAGUUUCUGAUGGAGUUGAAACAGGAAGCCCUGACCUUUGCCAGGGACUGGGGGGCUGACUACAUCCUGUUUGCAGAUACAGACAACAUUCUGACCAACAACCAGACACUGAGGCUUCUGAUAGAGCAGCGGCUGCCCGUGGUGGCCCCCAUGCUGGACUCCCAGACCUACUACUCCAAUUUCUGGUGUGGGAUCACCCCCCAGGGCUAUUACCGCCGCACAGCCGACUACUUCCCCACCAAGAACCGCCAACGCCGGGGCUGCUUCCGUGUCCCCAUGGUCCAUUCCACCUUCCUGGUAUCCUUGCGGGCUGAGGGAGCAGCCCAACUCGCCUUCUACCCCCCUCACCCCAACUACACCUGGCCUUUCGACGAUAUCAUCGUCUUCGCCUACUCCUGCCAGGCUGCUGGAGUCGCGGUCCACGUGUGCAACAAGCACCGUUAUGGGUACAUGAACGUGCCUGUGAAAUCCCACCAGGGGCUGGAGGACGAGAAGGUCAACUUCAUCCACCUGAUCUUGGAGGCGCUAGUGGACGGGCCCCCCAUGUGGGCCUCAGCUCACGUGUCCCGGCCCCCAAAGAAACCCAGCAAAAUGGGGUUUGAUGAGGUCUUUGUCAUCAGCCUGGCCCGCCGGCCCGACCGCCGGGAACGCAUGCUGAGCUCGCUCUGGGAGAUGGAGAUAUCUGGACGCGUGGUGGAUGCUGUGGAUGGCCGGACCCUCAACAGCAGUAUCAUGAGGAACCUCGGCGUGGACCUGCUCCCUGGCUACCAGGACCCCUACUCAGGCCGCACACUGACCAAGGGCGAGGUGGGCUGCUUCCUCAGCCACUACUCCAUCUGGGAGGAGGUGGCUGCCAGGGGCCUGGCCCAGGUCCUAGUGUUUGAGGACGAUGUGCGCUUUGAGAGCAACUUCAGGGGGCGACUGGAGCGGCUUAUGGAGGAGGUGGAGGCAGAGAAGCUCCUGUGGGACCUGAUCUACCUGGGCCGGAAGCAGGUGAACCCUGAGCAAGAGGCAGCCGUGGGGGGGCUGCCACACCUGGUGGUGGCCGGGUACUCCUACUGGACGCUGGCGUAUGUCUUGAGCCUGGCGGGUGCUCGCAAGCUGCUGGCCUCCCAGCCCCUGCGCCGAAUGCUGCCUGUGGACGAGUUCCUACCCAUCAUGUUUGACCAGCACCCCAAUGAGCAGUACAAGGCGCACUUCUGGCCACGGGACCUGCGUGCCUUCUCUGCUCGGCCCCUGCUCGCUGCUCCCACCCACUACGCAGGGGACGCCGAGUGGCUCAGCGACACGGAGACAUCCUCACCCUGGGACGAUGACAGCGGCCGCAUCAUCAGCUGGAGUGGCUCUCACAAGACGCUGCGUGGCCCCCCCCUGGACCUGGCUGGCAGCAGCGGGCACAGUCUCCACCCCCACCACCCUCGGGACGAGCUCUAGCUUUCUCUCCCUGCCUGUCUCUGUCUCUCGGACCUUCUCUGUGUCUUCUCCUGUUUCUGCCUCUGCAUAUCCCACUCCCGUUCUUUCUCUUUCUCUCUUCUCGCCCCUUCUGUCCCACCAGGUCCAGGCAGUGACUCCAGAAGAGCUCUCAGGAGCAGGCCGCAGCUGGCCAGGGAGCGGACCUGGAGAUCACUGGCAGGAGCCGCCACCAGAAGCCACAGACCCCAUAGAGACCCGACUGUCACCUUAGGCAUGGCCACUCUGCCCUCUGGCCCCACCUUACGUGGGGAGAAACCACUCAGAGAUGGGUCCCCUUCCCCGAAGUUCACGUAGCAAAAGGGCAGGGCUCCCAGGCCCUCUCACCCUCCUGACUCAGGAUCUGGGGUGGGGGGGAAGGUGGGGGGCUCCCCAGCCUUCAGUUCCAGGCUGGGCCGACACCAGGAGCCCUGCCUUCCCCGCAGACCCAACUGCUGGGGCCCCUCUGCCAUCUUCUACCUCCACCUCAGUCCCCUCCCCACUCGACGCCUGGGUCUCACCUGCCUGGGCCCACCCUCUCCCCUGGCCAGUGGGAAGUACAGGGGGGGGGGGGUGAGAGGAGGGCCCUUGCAGACUUGGUGCCCAGCACAUGGUAGGCCCUCAAUAAAAGCCAGCUGGUAUGUGCACUUUA
Molecule: messenger RNA, 2492 nt
Organism: Felis catus (domestic cat)
Lineage: Eukaryota; Metazoa; Chordata; Mammalia; Carnivora; Felidae
Gene: CERCAM
Product: cerebral endothelial cell adhesion molecule
Exons: 13
Coding region: 35-1825 (596 amino acids)
Source: RefSeq, a predicted model, not a curated record